This is a messenger RNA of Ciona intestinalis (vase tunicate), 2445 nucleotides long. NCBI's taxonomy places the organism in Eukaryota, Metazoa, Chordata, Ascidiacea, Phlebobranchia, Cionidae. The record is from RefSeq.
GUAAAAUGUCAUGUUCCUGCUGUUAGGUAACUUUCCAUUCGGUUAUGUCAAGAUAUAGAUUCGGAUCAACUCGUUCACCAACCUCCAAUGAUACGGAGAACACUCCUGUUCCACUUCGUCGAUCAAGCGCAUCUGUGUCCGGAGCAUCAAGAUCUCGAUCUUCACUCUUCAGUCAGGAUGGGAGAGCUUCUACUCCAAGAUUAGAAACUACGUUCGGACCUUCAUUUUCCACAGUGACCACAAUAACAACAGACGAAGGGAAAGUCGAAUAUCAGCAUCAACGAACGACCUCCAUGUCCAGCUGCAAGUCCUUCAGUGAUAGCAGGGAAGAUUUACAUGGUGGAAGUACACACAGCAGCCUCCAACGAGGCAUUGCAGCCACUGCCCAGUUCAAUUUAUUUCGUUCAAAUUCUCACGACUCUGCAUCAUCCACUCUCUCACAAUCAUCUUUUAGAUCCAGGAACACAGAGGAUGAUGCACCUCUUGUGUUUGUGGAGACACCUUCUGCCCAACUUUACUGUAAGAUUUGUCAACAAGUUUACAAAGACCCUGUAAUUAUGUCAUGUGGACAUUCUUACUGCAAGCAUUGCUCUGUAUCUGUUGAUGCUUGUCCUGUUGAUAAUAAAAAGAUGUCUUCAAUCCUGGGCAACUUGGCUGUGAGUGAGCAAGUAGGAGCGUUAUACAUCCACUGUAGGUAUGGAUGCAAACUCGUUAACGAUCAUUCCAAUGAAUAUGAAGUCAACCAGUCUGGAUGUCCUUUCACUGUGAAACUUGCUGAAAGAAGAACACAUGAAGAUUCAUGUUUAUAUGCUCCCAUAUCUUGCCCUAACAACCCAAUGUGCCCAACCAUGCUACGCAUGCAUUUAGAAGAACAUUUAAAAAGCUGCAAAAACCUACAGUGUGCCAAUCAUAAAUAUGGAUGUUUGUUCAUUGGUGAUCGUGAGACACAAGCAGCUCAUAUGAAAGGAUGCAAGUAUGAGUUUGUGAAAGACUUUCUGCAAAUUACGGAAGAAAAAAUUAACAAAAUGCAUCUCUCACUAAAGCAAGCUGAUGAAGAAAACACUUUCCUAAGAUCGAUGCUAUCAAAAACUGUGAGUAGAAUGGACGAACUGGAAAAGAACUUUGAAAUGAAAUUAGAGGUAAUGAGCACAAAUCAAUCGAAAUUAGUUGAAGAAUUACGUGAAUUCCGACAAGACAACGCUUUAAUUAACAACCAGCUGCAAGAUUUAAACACAAGACUCCAUAUAAGUGGUGUAGGGGUGUUUGACCCACAACAAAUAUUUAAAUGCAAGGGAACUUUUGUCGGUCACACUGGGCCAGUAUGGUGCCUAUGUGUACAUGGUGAUUAUCUAUUCAGUGGUUCAUCUGAUAAACAAAUCAAGGUUUGGGACACUGCCACCAACUACAAAUGUCAGAAGACACUCGAAGGUCAUGGAGGGAUAGUUCUUGCUCUCACAGCUCAUGGAGAUAAACUGUUCAGUGGAUCUGCUGAUUGUACCAUUAAAAUAUGGAGCAUAGAUACUUUGGUGGAACUUAACAGCAUAGCUGCUCAUGAAAACCCUGUAUGUACCCUGGUAUGCAUCAACAAUAUGUUAUUCAGCGGCUCUCUAAAAUCCAUCAAGGUAUGGGAAGUUGAGAGUGACAACUUAAAAUUCAAACAAGAACUUGAAGGAUUGAACCAUUGGGUGCGAGCAUUAGUUGCACAGCAUGAUUAUCUAUACAGUGGUUCUUAUCAAACUAUUAAAAUUUGGGAUGUGAGAACCUUAGCGUGUGUCCACGUACUACAGACUUCAGGUGGAAGUGUUUAUUCAAUAGCUGUGACCAAUCACCAUAUAUUGUGUGGAACAUAUGAGAAUUCAAUUCAUGUAUGGGACCUUCGAACACAUGAGCCCGUUGCGCAAUUAACUGGCCAUGUUGGCAUCGUGUACGCUCUUGCUGUGUUGAGUACGCCAGAACAAACAAAAGUCUUUAGUGCAUCCUAUGACCGAUCAUUAAGGGUCUGGAGCAUGGAAAAUAUGAUCUGCACCCAGACACUUAUCCGACAUCAAGGUAGUGUGGUUGCACUCGCUGUAUCACGUGGCAGAGUCUUCUCGGGGGGUGUAGACUUUACAGUGAAAGUGUGGCAGUAGAAAAGUGGUGCAUUUUAAAAAUUUUAAAUUUUUACAUGUUUUCUACUUUUAUCUACAACAGGCAAAAUUCUGUUUCAAACUAGAACUAAAACCUUUACCAACAUAGGGAGCAGUUAUCCCAUAAUGACCCAUUGCGUUUUUAUCUUUUGAAUAUUGCCCUGUUAACCUGCACUUACGUUCUUCCCUGCGAUCUACGAAUCAAUAUAUUCAAAUCUAAUCGUUUGUUUUUAUGUUUUCUUGCAGUUGGUUGCACUAUGUUUUACAUUGUAUCAGAAUGCACUCCUGAAUACAAAUAAAGCAGUAAUUUGAUUCCAAA